Molecule: messenger RNA, 1253 nt
Organism: Cercospora beticola
Lineage: Eukaryota; Fungi; Ascomycota; Dothideomycetes; Mycosphaerellales; Mycosphaerellaceae
Product: F-box protein
Molecular function (GO): protein binding
Source: RefSeq, a predicted model, not a curated record
GACUAGCAUCUCAACAAUUCUCUCUUGCUUCAACCGCCUCCGCUCCGCAGACUCUGAACCUCAACAUCAAAUGGCAGCAAUUACCAUCGAGGACCUCCCGGUCGAAACCAAAGUGCACAUCUUAUCAUACCUAUCGCCAAAGGAGAUCCAGAGUGCCCGGCGCAUUAGCAAGGACUUCAAUACGAUUAUCGAUAACGGACAGAACUUGACGCAGAUCAGCAGCGUUGUUCACAAGCGUAACUUGCAGAAGCUGGAGGCCGAAUUCAACCAACUUUUCCAUGUCGAUCGUACAAACAAAGAGGAGUUCUUUGAAGUGUUCUCACGCUUUGAUCGACACUUUCGUCGAAUUCGAACCGGAUUCUCGGCGGCAGGAACAGCAUUCAUGGCGGCAGACCACUUCAUGCGGGAGUACCAGACGAGUUAUCCUGAAGGUGUGGCGGACGAUUUGUUGUCAGGGCUUGGUUUAGUUGCUAUCUUCUGCUAUCAGCGACGUUUCAGCGACUGGAACGACAACGAUUCACAUGUGGUCACUACAACAGUCGAAACAGAUCUCAUGCUUUUGUGGACUGCAGAGGAACUCCUUGCAAGACACCCGCUGAUGGAAACGUAUCUCGGAAUCGGAGUCGAGACAAUACACAACUGGUUGAGGAAGGCGAAUGAGCCAACGAACGAGUGUUUCACUAAGCACCUUAGCCAGGAACUUCCGAAGUCAGCGAUUGCGGAGCCGAGUGCAUUGACAUCCCUUAGCAUCGGGAGAGUACUCCUUACGCAAACUGAGACUCAGAUUAAGGUUGUGCAGCCUCUGGACGAUGGAGCACUCUGCAAACUCUUCGACCUGCCUCGCAUGGCGCGAUACAUCCGACCGUACAUUGCCUGGUGUAUCAAAGACGGUCCAGCCGUGGAGUACGUUGAAAAGAUCGCGAAAGGUGAGAUCAACAAUCCGCUGAUGAAGGCAUGGCUGCUGGAGGAGAUGUACUUGUACUGAGACCAGGCUUCGGUCACGAUCAAGGAGAACGCAAAGAAGGAUACACAAUCAUCGAAGUUGACAAGGUUUCGGGUGCAGACAUCGUAAUCGCUGUCAUCAGAUGCACGAUACCGGAGUAAUGGCUAAGAACCGAGCAACGAGCAGAAAGAGUACGCACAUAGGAUGUAGAACAGAAGCGGCUGAAGCCAGACCACGCUACUGGUAAUCCACUCCGAACCAAAGGACUCAAUCCAGAACAGGGGCUACGAAGGGCAACAUAUUUGUAAGG